AUGGCACCAACCCAAAGUACCAUUCCCAAUUUGUUCAUGUCGGAUUUUGGUCUGAAUACCGACGACAUCAAGUACUUCAGCAUGGAUUCGCAUAUUCAAGGACGCGGCCCGAACCGCCUCCGUCAUUUGGACAUUGAAGGUCGCUGGAUUCUCAGUGGAAAGAGUAUUCCAUUCAUUUCCUCAACGUUCAACCAUUUGCAAAAGCUUAAUGAUGUCCAAGUGCCCAUCCGCGAUAUUCAAGAAGAGCCGAUUAACGCGAUUGGAAUGGUUGGCUGGACGAAAUCCACCGUGGAGGUGCCAAAGGAUGAGAAGAAAGUGCCAAAGAAAUUCGUGCUCCAGCCACCAGUCCUCGUCGAAGAUGAAGUGCCGCCAAGCCCAAGAGAAGUGGUUCCGCAUCGCUCGGCCGGCUACGGACCAGCUCACCAAAAGAGGAAGUUGUCGAUUCCAGACCGCUCGAGAAGCGCUUCCCCGCUCCGUCCAGACACCCCAUCGCAGACAGUCUACGACAAAUACGCCAAGUACGAACGUCAUAGAAAAGACUCGAUCACUCGCUAUGGAACCCGUUGGGGAGAUGCCGGAUACGUCUCGCACAGCCCAUCGCCAACUGGUGAUGAACCGCAAAACAUUCCGCAUCGUACUCCGGCGUUGUCGCCACGUCCAGCAUCAAGAAACAGCCGCAAAUAUGAUUCGGAAUACGAUCCUUCAUUCUUGAAGAAUAGUGAGUUCUGCGGAAAUCACAACAGUGAGCUCAAGGUUAUGACUAAACCUGGGAAAGGCGACAAUGUGCCAUAUAGAACGACUGGUUAUGGUGCGUACCAUGUCAAACGCCAAUAUGAAUUGAGCCCGAGGUCGAUGGGAAGCGAUUACGCGACUAGCAGCGGCUCUGAACAAUCGUCGCCUGUACCACCACGCGAGAGAACCGCUGACGAGAUCUUGCUCGCCGCUUACCACGCAUCUCGCAAGUCCGACAUGCCAGCGUACCGCUCGCGUGAAACCUAUAUUCGCCAUUAA
Caenorhabditis bovis is the source of this 1011-nucleotide messenger RNA. Lineage: Eukaryota; Metazoa; Nematoda; Chromadorea; Rhabditida; Rhabditidae. The record is from the annotation of a GenBank genome assembly.